Molecule: messenger RNA, 1602 nt
Organism: Erigeron canadensis
Lineage: Eukaryota; Viridiplantae; Streptophyta; Magnoliopsida; Asterales; Asteraceae
Product: protein RMD5 homolog
Exons: 3
Coding region: 267-1421 (384 amino acids)
Biological process (GO): proteasome-mediated ubiquitin-dependent protein catabolic process
Cellular component (GO): nucleus; GID complex; cytoplasm
Molecular function (GO): ubiquitin protein ligase activity; protein binding
Source: RefSeq, a predicted model, not a curated record
GAAAAAGGAAAAUAAAGGAAAGAAAUGAAAGCAAAGCCCUAUCCAUCUUCUCAUUUAUCUCUCCCUAUGUAACAACCCCUCCCUCGGUUAUCAGAUUUGGGCCAAUUUACACGCAAAUCACAACCACAUCUCGUGUCCCCGUACUUGUGAUUGCAGAUCACAUUAUCCAACUCUGUAGCUAGCGGAUUUCUUCAACAAUCAAAUCAAGACCAUAAGGUAAUUAUUUUGUAACCAAGGCAUAUUAAGGAUUUGCAAGAAUUAAGGUUAUGGAGCUGAAUUCCAUCAAAGAUGCAUUUGAUCGUGUUACAAAGAAGCAAAAGAUAUCAUCCUCUAAAUCCCAGGAGGCCAUCGAACAGAUCAACCAAGAAAUCAAGCAUGCAUUAUCAGGAUUACAAUCAGCAACGAAUGGUACUUCUGAUCACAACUUGAUCCUUAGUGAACUGAAAGCAAAGUUGAAGGAGAUAGCUCCACUUGGUCAGAUGGAAGGCACCCAAAAGGAACUAAAUCUUGCUUUGACCAAGUACACAAAGCUUCUCGAGAAACAAUUCAAUUCUGAUAUAUCAAAGUCUUAUAGGAACGUUGACUUUGACUUCCACUUAGUCAACCAAAUUAUUGCCAGCCACUUCUACCGCGAAGGCCUGUUUGAUAUUGGGGAUUGCUUUGCAAAUGAAUCCCAUGAAGAAACCAUCAUUGACAGGAAAACUCACUUUUUAGAGAUGUAUCAAAUACUUGAAUCCAUGAAGUCUCGAGACUUGGGUCCCGCUUUGAAUUGGGCCACCACUAACCACGAGAAGCUCCAACAGAAGGGGUCCGACAUUCAAAUGAAACUCCACCGUUUGCAGUUCAUGGAGAUUCUUCAACAUGGACACAGAGACGAAGCUCUCCAAUAUGCCAGAAAGUAUUUCUCCCUUUUUGCUAACCAACAUUUGCCUGAAAUCCAGAAACUAAUGGGAUGUCUUUUAUGGGCUGGAAAGCUCGAGUCAUCUCCAUACCCCGAGCUUCUAUCACCGACCCAUUGGGCCAAGCUGGCCCACGAGUUGGCCCAACAGUUCUGCAAUCUCUUGGGCGAGUCGUAUCAAAGCCCAUUGAGCGUGACAGUAGCAGCUGGAGCUCAAGGGUUACCAACUCUAUUGAAACUGAUGAAUGUGAUGAUAGGAAAAAAGCACGAAUGGCAGUCUAUGAAGCAGUUACCCGUACCUGUAGAUUUGGAUAAAGAAUUUCAGUUUCACUCGAUAUUUGUGUGUCCUGUUAGCCGUGAUCAAGCGAGCGAAGAUAACCCUCCGAUGCUGAUGUCAUGCGGUCAUGUGCUUUGCAAACAGUCAAUAACUAAGUUGUCGAAAAACAACAGCACAAGGCCUUUUAAGUGUCCAUAUUGCCCUACAGAGGUUGAAGUGGGUCAAUGCAGGCAGUUGUAUUUUUAAUAUGGAUUGUCGGUUGUACCUUUUCUUGUAUUAAGGCACUGUUCCUUUUCCUUUGUUUUCAUAAGUUAUGUUUGUGUAAUGUUAUGCAGUUAGGGGAUGGGAUGGCUGUUGAAGUUAAGCUGUUGGUGAUGUACUUUUUACAUAAUUGCAUGUAUAUAGAAAUUCUUUCUACUUGCUACAA